CUUGAAGAUUUUUUGAGAUCCAUUCUAAAAAUACACAAUUUUGUCAUUUAUCUUGGUGAAUAUCAAAGAGUUCUUUAAGGGUGAUUUUGCAGUUUUAGCCUUUGCAUCAUCUGUGUGAUAAUGUUCUGAAGAACAACUUCUUAAAGAAGUUCUUGCAGAACUUGUAAAUUAGGAAGAUUUUAGGUAACCUCUGGAGAUAAAUACUUGGGUGGAAGACAGACUAUUCAACCUAGAUGGGAAGGUGAUGAGAUUAGGGGGAGCAUAUAGAUGAGCUAGGAUGCAGUUAUAUCUGAAGUGAAGGUCCCUACUCACCUGACAUCUAACUCAUGUACAAAUAUGUGAGUCAUUUUGUUUUUAGAUUCCUAGCUGGUCAUAAAAUCAAGAGACUUUUCUUAUGAGACUGGCCAAUGAAACAUACCCAUUUUCCUGCAAUGGAGAGUGUUGUAUUACUUCAUACUGCUGAGCUUUAAGGCUUGACUGCUAUAACAGAUUCUACUUGAAUUUAUUCUUUAAAACUAACACCAUAGCUUGUGUUUUACAGUUUUUAUUGAUGUUUUCUGAGUAAACUGGAUAUAACAGUUGAUGGUUUUUGUUCUUGUUUUUUAAAUCAAGGUUUCUACUAUUUUCUAGUACCAGUUGAAAGAUGGAUGACGACGACUUUGGAGGAUUUGAGGCAGCAGAGUCCUAUGAGUGUGGAAAUGGUGAAACACAGACUACAUCUCCUGCUAUUCCUUGGGCAGCCUUUCCUACAGUAGUAUCUGAAGUCCAUGCAUCUCAAAACGUAUCUCCUGAUGUUCUUCUGGAGCACUCUGUGCCUUCUUCCUGCCUUGUUCCUUCUGACUCAUUUACUUUAUCAAGUGAUAAUGUGGCAACAGCUGUUCAAACAGCCAACAGUGUUCUAAACACAGCUGUUCUUAAAGAACAGAUUCAAGCAGGUAUUCCAGUUGCCUCUCUGAAUCUAAUUGAAGACAAGUCUUUAGUCACAUCAACCAUCGCUUUGGAUGAUGCUGAGAUACAGAGAACAAAAGAAUCAAAGAACAACCUUCAGCAAACUGUUGCAAGCUUAGAAAUUAAACUUGACACUGCUGAAGAAGAAAAAUUUAUCAUUAAAAAGGAAUUAGAAUAUUUACUGGAGAAAUAUAGUAUUUUAGAAAUGGAUUUCUUGAAGGAAAAAAAAGAAAAAGUCAUUUCACAUCAAGAUGAUUACAAGAUGCUUCAGGAGAAGCAUAAGCAGGAGUUAGAAGACAUGAGAAAAGCUGGACAUGAAGCCUUGAGCAUUAUUGUUGAAGAAUUCAAGGCGCUGCUACAGUCUACAGUUCAACAGCGAGAAGCAGCUAUUGAAAAACAGUAUAUACUGACUAUUGAAAAACACUCUCACAAAUGUGAAGAACUUCUUAAUGUUCAGCAUCAGAGACUUCUUGACAUUUUGGAGGCAGAGAAGGAAGCGUUAUCAGAAAAGAUGGAAGAAGCUUUGCUGCAACAAUCACAAAAACAUAAGGAAGUACUUGACAAAUGUUUGGAUGAAGAAAGGAAAAGAAGUAAGGAGGCUCUGGCAGCUGUGGCAAAGGCUGAAAAAGAAGUCGUGCAAGAGGCUGUUCUGAAAGCAGUAGAGGAGGAAAGGAGAAAUAUGGAGAAGAUUCAUGCAGAAGAAAGAAAAAUGUGGGAAGCAGAACGUGACACACACAAAGAAAAGAUUGCCCAGGCUGUUUUGCAAGCCAUGCAAGAGCAAAGAAAACACAAUCAGGAAAUUGUCAAGGAAGCAUUAAUGGAGGAGCAAAAGCGAAGUCAAAAGGCAAUCGAAGAAGCUGUGAAAAGUACAAGAGAGGAACUGAUGGAAUAUAUUAAAGAACAGAAAAGGCUUGAUCAAGUUGUCCGUCAGAGAAAUCUGUCUAGCUUGGAACUUUUUCUCUCAUGUGCGCAGAAACAAUUAAGCGCUUUAUUAAAGGAAGAGCCGAUCACUACAGAAGAAAAGAAAGAGUGACAUUCUUCGUACCACCAAUAUUCCAGUACUGUGAUUUGUGGAGCUGCAAAUCUCAAUGUAGCAAAUGUCAGAUGUUUUCUUUUCUAAUCAUUUGGGAUUUUACCAGUGGUUCAAGGUUGAUCUGAAGCUGUGGUUGACAGAAAUAUUUGUGGAUGUUGUUCUUUGAUUUUUUUCCCCCCUUUUAACUACUAUUUUCAGAUUGGAAAAUAAGGAAUAAGAAAAUGACUGGAAAAAAAAUAUUUGUUUUUAUUUAUGAUUGUGGUUUCUUUAUAUUUUCUAGUAAUCCAUGAUUGAUAUUCUAGGUAACUGCAGCAAUGAUGAAAACAUUUCCCUGUUAUGGCUGUUUAAACAGUAGUAUGAUGUGUCUGUGUAAUUUAUUAAUGUUUUUGAUAUUUUUAAAAAUGGAGAAAAAGAUUUAAUUAAAUAUUCAUGCAAGUCUAUUUAUAUUUCCAAAGUAUAUGCCCAAGUACAUUGCUUCAGGUGAGGCUGAAGAGCUUAUUACCUUCUAUUACUUUGGAUGUAUAACAGAAGAUCAAUACUGAAUUUUAAGAGUGUUGACAGGCAUUUCCUUAAUCAUUUAAAAACAGCUCCAGCUCUAGAAAUAGAAAAGUUUAAAAACUAAACACUACAUCUUUUUACAGUAGUGCAAAGCAUUUGAGAACUCUUUGUGUUGUAAUAACUAAUGUAUGGUAUAUACUUUAUUUCUUGUUUUUUUGAAGCUAGUCCGAUUCCAAAAGUCAUUUUCUCAUGAAAGUAGGAUUAAUGUGACUGACCUCAAUUUCAGGAAAAAGAUGUAUGUAAUUAUGUGGAGACUGAUACUGCACUGCUUCAGUGGAAUUUCUGACAGGAUGAGUGCAGGAUGCUGACCUCAGAUGCCCUCUCUAAACCUACUGAAGAAAGUAGAAAUACUCCCCACUGACUGCAUUGGGCUUUGCAUCAUUAGGUUUACCCAGUCUUCCUAAUGGCAGCAUGCCUACACACUACUGAUAGUAGAUUUGGGACUUUAGUUCAGAGGAGUUCUGAAUGAAGUGAGGGAGAAGAAAAAUAUUGCUCAUACUUAUGAAUGUAAAUAAAUUGUAAAUGAUAUCUCUAGUAGUGGGCAUGUGAUUCAGUGGGGACUCGUGGGCGUUUUAUAGUGGAGAUGCACUUUGCACUUGGUAAUCUGAGUUUUUUUGCUUUUUUUUUACAUUGGUGUUACUCUUCAUACAUAAUGGAUUUUCUUUUGUCAAUAAAGAAAUUCCAAAUGGUUCAUAUGUGUUUGCCAUGUGGAAUACGUACUACAGGGUGUUUAGGUAUUAUUUAAAUCUUCUUUUUCUGUGCUUCAUUUUUGUAGUCAAAACUAAAAUUUUUAUCUUCUGUAUGACUGCAGAGGUUUACUGAAGAAGUAAACAAUACAGGUUUUACUGUAUGAUGACCUCUCCCUACCAGUGAAUGAAAAAUCAGUCUUCUUUUUUUUCUAUAUCUUGAUUGACUGAUUACUUUCCAUUUCUUCUGGCAGACCAAAAGAUACCUUAGUGUUGAUGAGUCCAAAUGAUGUUUUUUACGUGGAGAGAAUAGGCAGAGGAUACAGUCUUGACAUUUGAUUCUCUUAAUUUUGACCGUCCGUCCGUCUCCCUUUGUUACUCAGUUUUGGUGUGUAAGUCUUGUUUUGUUUCAGGGCUAUGGGGUUAUGGAGAAUUUGGGCAUUUUUCAUCUCCAGGUCCUGACCAGAAGAUUACAGUCUUCUAUUUGUUUAUUGGUCCCAAGCAAGUGUAAUUCAUGUCUUUAUCAACUCCAGCUAGGAUGGUGCUGAUCUACACAUUACUUAUUUGGGAAAUAGUGCAAAAUACUAUUUGUAUAGUGCUGUCUCACAAUCUAUGUUUAAUUGUGGAGAUAAGAUAUGAAUAGAUUCCUAGAUGGGCUUCAACCUUCUGUUUUUUAUUUCUAGGGCCAUACUUGGAAUAGUAUUCCUUUGUACAAUAGACUGCGAAGUGUUCCCUAUCAAAAGCCAGAGCCCUCAUGCGUUACCAGCAUUCUCGUACUGAAGAGUUUUACGUUCUGAGUUGCAAUAAUAUGCAAAAGCAUUUGUUAGAGAAGUUUUUGAUGAGAAUCAAUAAGAUUUCGCUGACAACUACUGUGUAUCUUUUCCAUUAGCACCAUGUGUUGUUUAAUGUCAACUCCUGAAUAUUGUGAUUAUCACAGAGAGCGGUAAGGGUAUGGGGGUUUUUUUGCUGUAGUUUUUUGAUUUCUUUACCUUUGACAGAUUUAGUCCCUUAAUCUUUCUCUCUACACUCCAAGCAAAACUGCUGAUUUAGUGUCUGCUACUUAAAGUGGUGACAAAUAAUAAAACAGAAUUAGACCACAGUCAUACAAAAAUCAGGCUGAGAACCUGGAUUGCAUUCAAAACCCCAAGUCUCGGAGAAGAAAUGUUGUUAUCCAGCAGAAAAAACUAUCCAGUGUGCGAGCUUUGCAAUAUGUAGUAACCUUCAUCUUGUCCACAUCCCACCCAAAGCUUUAGAGCCUAGUCUUAUUUUACAUUGUUUCUACAUAACUAAAGGACAAUACAGUCUGUGGAAUUUUGAGAGGGAGAAAGGCAAGGAAGGGUUCGCAAAACCCAGUCUAACUGGGUCUAGUGAGCCAGCUAAUCACUAGAGUAAUGUCUAGUGACAUUACAAGUCUCUUUUCUUUGUUAUUUUUUGUUUGUUUGUUUAUUUUUUUGUCUCCUGACAGACUGAAGAACAAUAUCUAAGAGAAAUAAUAUGUUCAAGACCUACUGGUACAACUUUCUCUGCCUCUUUGAGGCAUGGUUGCCGUCUUGGUGGAAUUUUUCCCUUCUAUAAUAUAUUUAAGUAUUAGUAUUUUUAAUAACCAUGAUUGUAUAAAAUAAUUUUGGCAAGAGUGCUAUUUAAUAGGAGAAAGAAGAAAAUCAUAGCCCCUUGAAAUGACCCUUGUGACCAACAAAUGCAAGAACAAAAAUGUUCAAGCUAGUGAAUCUGCAGCCUAGAACAUCACCAAAACUCAUAUAUACAUAUAUAUAUAUGAUUUUAUAUUUAAUUUUAUUUACUUUAUAUUAAAAAUAAGCCGUAAUUCUUGUUAUGCAAAUAUGUGUUUUAAAUAGUUGUGUGUAUUAAAAGCUAGCUGGAAGACUGGAGUAACAACAGAACUAGUAUAUAUAAUGUUGUCUUUCAUUGCUGUUAGUGUCAGGCCUCUUCCAAUUUAAC
This is a messenger RNA of Struthio camelus australis, 5181 nucleotides long. NCBI's taxonomy places the organism in Eukaryota, Metazoa, Chordata, Aves, Struthioniformes, Struthionidae. The record is from RefSeq and is a predicted model, not a curated record.